Messenger RNA from Coniophora puteana RWD-64-598 SS2, 1617 nucleotides. Its product is annotated as cytochrome P450. Bases 1 to 1617 code for a protein of 538 amino acids. The record is from RefSeq and is a predicted model, not a curated record. The transcript is spliced from 13 exons. NCBI's taxonomy places the organism in Eukaryota, Fungi, Basidiomycota, Agaricomycetes, Boletales, Coniophoraceae. Gene Ontology annotation, molecular function: monooxygenase activity; iron ion binding; heme binding.
AUGCCUUUCGACUUGAAGCUGCUCAGCCCAAAGCGGCUCGCUCUUGCGCUCUUCUUCUACGUCACCUACCGCAUCGCCUACCGCCUCGUCCUCUGGCCCUACUUCCUCUCGCCCCUGCGCAAAGUCCCUGGCCCGCCCCUCGGCAACCCCAUCUCGGGCCACUUCCCGACGAUCCUCAAGGAGGCAGCUGGCGUGCCCCAGCGAAGGUGGCUGAACAAGUACGGCCCCGUCAUACGCGCCGUGGGGCCAUUUGGCAUCGAGCGCCUUGUGUUCAUUAACCCGGAGCCGCUGAAGAGGAUCCUGGUUACUGAUGCGGUGGACUUUCCGAGGCCCGAUUUCUUCAGACAUAUGAUGGGUAUAUGCGCGGGAUAUGGCCUUUUUGCAGCGGACGGUGCCGACCACAAGCAGAUGCGGAAAGCCAUGAACCCUGCAUUCUCUAUUGCCAACCUGUCUGCUCAGACCGACAUGUACUAUGAUAUCAUUGAAGACUUCAUGAAGGUCCUCGACGCCGAGAUUGACGCGGAGUCAAAUCCUGAAGAAGGCAAAGUUCUUCCCGUCUAUGCCAGACUGAACAAGGUCACCCUGGACAUCAUCUGCAAAACCGCGUUUGGGUAUGACGCAAAUACCAUCCAUAACAACGAAGAUCCGCUUGCGGUCGCGUAUGAAGAACUUUUGGACUUGCAGUCAGGCGAGAAUCUGGCCAACCUUUUCCUCGCACUCACCAUACCAGGCAUGCCCACCUUCUUCCAGUCACGCACGGCUUGGAGGCUACGCAACUUCUUCAAGCGGUUCCGCGCUACCUGCGUUACCAUCGAUUCUAUGAAUCGCGUGAAAGCCUGCUCGCGCGCCAUUCUGCAGGAACGCAUCGCCGAAGUCUCAACUUCGCUGUCUGAGACUGGCACGACGCGGCAAAAGGACCUCAUCUCAGUCAUGCUGCAGGCGCGUAUGUCCGAGAACCCAGAUGGGAAAGACAUUGGAGCGUACUUCAGCGAUGCAAUGAUGGCUGAGCACGUUCUGACGUUUCUGCUUGCGGGACAUGAGACUACGGCAAGCUGUCUGGCGUGGACGCUCUGGGAGCUCGCGAACGAUCACAAGUCGCAGAGUAAGCUCCGCGCUGAGCUGCAGGCACUCGUGAAGGAGAGCCCAAGGCCGGAUUUCAGGCAGUUGAAAGAUUCACCUUUUUUGGAUGCCGUCAUGAUGGAGAGCCUUCGACUAUGGGCACCUGUUCCCGCAACAGUACGCAAAGCAGGCAGAGACGUAUACCUCGAUGGCGUGUUUGUUCCCAAAGAUACCAUUCUCUACAUCCCUAUUCUCGUCUUCAACACCUGGAAAGAACAUUGGGGCCCUGACGCCGAGUCCUUCAACCCUGAGCGGUGGUUUAACCUGCCCGACAACUAUAAUUCAACAUUCUCCUUGCUCAGCUUCACCGCCGGUCCGCACGCGUGCAUCGGGAGGCUGAUGUCGAUUAUGGAGAUGAAGGCCGUCCUUGCGAUGAUCAUCACUCGGUAUGAGUUUGAUAGGCUUUCUCCGGACCAGGUGCCCAAGCCUACGACGGGGGUAACGACGAAACCCGCUGAUCACAUGCCGUUGCGCGUUCGCAAGGUCUUGAGGGUCUAG